Cephus cinctus (wheat stem sawfly) is the source of this 2112-nucleotide messenger RNA. Its product is annotated as UNC93-like protein. Gene Ontology annotation, biological process: regulation of muscle contraction; regulation of potassium ion transport. The transcript is spliced from 6 exons. Lineage: Eukaryota; Metazoa; Arthropoda; Insecta; Hymenoptera; Cephidae. Gene Ontology annotation, molecular function: potassium channel regulator activity. Gene Ontology annotation, cellular component: plasma membrane; striated muscle dense body. Bases 386 to 1855 code for a protein of 489 amino acids. The record is from RefSeq and is a predicted model, not a curated record.
GGACGAUCUCCGUCUAUUCUCGUAAAGCCGAGGUAGACGCGAUAAGCUUGCGACAACGAGAGUUAAUAAAAAUUCUUACACCUAUGAGUUAUUAGACUUGUUUAAAGUAAACCUUAUGUGGAUUGUUAGAAAGAGCUGGCUGGAGCAUUUGAACAGUAUCUAGUAUAACGUACAGCCAGGCGUACGAGGAAUAAAGAUAACGUCAGGUAUUAUCAAAAGUUUCAGAAUUCGUUCAAUUUGUCAAUUCAAAGUUAGGAAAGUGAAUUUAGUGAUUUGACGUGGAGAAAAAAAAUUUACAUAAAUUGUAUGUCACAAAUUGAAAAAAAAUUUCGUGAAACUCUUGACAAGAGGUGCUCGUUUUAUAGUAGUUCGUGAGUUUUAAUAAAUGACGUCUGAGUCAAACGAAAUGGCAGGUGAAUUCGUGAAAGUGAAAAGUGAAAGGACGAGUUUUCAACCCACGGAACGAUGGAGGAUAAUGAAAAACAUCCUGAUAAUAGGGUUCGCGUUUAUGAUACAUUUUACUGCUUUCUUCGGGGCGAGCAAUCUUCAAAGUUCAAUCAAUGCCGACAAUUCCCUUGGAACUUUCACCCUUGCGUCGAUAUAUAGCAGUCUGAUUUUCAGUAACAUUUUUCUCCCUGCUCUCGUGAUAAGUUGGUUAGGAUGCAAAUGGACCAUAUCUCUCACCUUUAUCGCCUAUAUGCCCUUCAUCGCGGCCCAAUUCUAUCCAAAAUUCUAUACCCUCAUACCAGCUGGUUUGGCUGUUGGACUAGGCGGUGGUCCUUUGUGGUGUGCUAAAUGUACCUACCUGACUGUGGUGGCCGAAGCCUACGCGACAAUUUCCGAUAUGAACGUCGAUGUCCUGGUCACCAGGUUCCUUGGCUUGUUCUACAUGUUCUUCCAAAUGUCACAAGUCUGGGGCAACUUGAUCUCCUCUGCAGUUUUGUCGUAUGGCAUCGAAGCGCAGGCUACUAACGUCACUUUAAAUAGUUCCGUAGUGGCGGAAGUUUGCGGCGCAAAUUUUUGUGGUGCAAUCGCUGAUACCAGUGAAAAUCCAAAUUUGGCACAACCACCUCAAGAAAGGAUUUAUUUAAUAUCCGCAAUUUAUUUAGCCUGUAUGAUCUUGGCUUGUCUCACCGUUACUUUUGGAGUUGACUCUCUGUCGAGGUACGACAGAGGCAGAAAGGGGUCAGCCGCUGGACUUUCAGGCUUGAAACUUUUAUCGGUCACACUGAAGCUUCUUAAGGAGAAAAGCCAAUUGAUGAUCUUACCGAUAACUUUAUUUAUUGGUGCCGAACAGGCUUUUCUCAUUGCCGAUUACACCGCCUCGUACGUCUCGUGUGCAUGGGGUAUCAGCAACAUCGGAUACGCUUUGAUCUGUUAUGGCGUCACUAACGCUAUUGCUGCCAUUGCUACUGGUGCCGUUGUUAAACAUACCGGAAGAAUUCCCUUGAUGAUAUUUGCAUUCGUUCUUCAUAUGGGACUGUUGGUUGCUCUUUUAUAUUGGCGACCGACACCCGAGCAGGCUGUCAUUUAUUUUCUGGUGUCUGGUCUGUGGGGAGUUUGCGAUGCUAUUUGGCUGGUUCAGGUUAACGCUUUAAAUGGAAUUCUCUUUCCAAACAAAGAAGAAGCAGCCUAUUCGAAUUUUCGACUGUGGGAGGCAACGGGCUCUGUUUUAAGUUACGCAUACAGUCCGUAUCUUUGUACCUUUAACAAAUUAUAUACUCUCAUGGGUAUACUCUGUGUCGGAAUGAUCGGAUAUGGUAUUAUCGAAGGAACCGGAAAAGUCAGCAAAGCAAUUUCUGGUAAUAAAACAGACUUUGAGCUAGUGGCGACAGGUGAAGUGACAAGGUAUUAAUAUUAUACAACAAAAGCUCAAUAUUACCGUAACGUGGUAUCCCGGUUUUACGAAUUAUAUUUUUUUAAAUCUAAACAAAAAUUUGAUAGCGAUUAUAAUUUGUAUCUCGUAAUAAUACUUACCGCUUAAGGGGAUUCGAGAUGUGAUAUUGUAAGAAUUAUUUAUUCGUAGACAGUACUAUGAUAAAAUAGACAACUGGAGCGAUUCUUCUUUCCAAGGGGCAAUAAUAAAAUCUUUUAUAUAAUAACGCGCAUGAA